Ailuropoda melanoleuca (giant panda) is the source of this 828-nucleotide messenger RNA. RefSeq names its product ladybird homeobox 2 (gene LBX2). The transcript has 2 exons. Bases 39 to 620 code for a protein of 193 amino acids. The record is from RefSeq and is a predicted model, not a curated record. Gene Ontology annotation, cellular component: nucleus. Gene Ontology annotation, biological process: regulation of transcription by RNA polymerase II. Gene Ontology annotation, molecular function: DNA-binding transcription factor activity, RNA polymerase II-specific; sequence-specific double-stranded DNA binding. Lineage: Eukaryota; Metazoa; Chordata; Mammalia; Carnivora; Ursidae.
UCGCAGCCGGCGGCGGGACCGCCACAGCCCGACCGGCCAUGAACUCGGGACCCGAGCCCCGGACACCCCGGACACUAUUCAGCAUCGCAGACAUCCUAGGCCCGCGCAUGGUUCCCCGAGGACCUUCUACGUCUCAGCUUCCAGAGGCGAGCCCUGGUCCCACGUCGCCUCUGUGCGCGCUGGAGGAGCUGACCAGUAAAACUUUCCGCGGACUUGACGGGCACGCUCCAGAGUCCUCUGAAGGCCGCGCCCCGGGUGCGCUGGGUCCUGGCCCGGCCGGCCGCAGACGGCGAAAGUCACGCACGGCGUUCACCGCGCAGCAGGUGCUGGAGCUGGAGCGACGCUUCCUCUUCCAAAAGUACCUGGCGCCUUCCGAGCGCGACGGGCUGGCGGCGAGGCUCGGUUUGGCCAAUGCGCAGGUUGUCACGUGGUUCCAGAACCGGCGCGCCAAGCUCAAGCGCGACGUGGAGGAGAUGCGCGCGGACGUGGCCUCGCUGAGUGCGCUGUCCCCCGAAGUCCAGUGCCGCCUCGAGCUGCCGGAUGGCGCCCCAGGCCCCGGACCCGGCCCGCCUGACUCCGGGGCCCACCUGUCAGAAGAGGAGAUUCAGGUGGACGGCUGAAGGCAAAGCCGCCGCCAGCGCGCCCUGGCUCUGGGGCCCCGGACUCCUCACCUCGUGCCCCGCGCCCUGACCGGGUUCCGGGGUGGAGGGAGGGUGUGGAUCCGGCCUCCUCCGGCUCACAGUCCAGACGCUCACUUUUCCCAAUUGUUGAGAAUAAAAUUGAGACUCAGUCGCACCAGGCCUCAAUCCCGCCGGCCCGGAGCGGUAA